GUCUGCCUCCAUCCGGGUCUCGGGCUGGCCAGCUCGCUCUCCGGGAGAGGUAACAACAUGGCGGAGGCUUCCUAUGGAAGUUCGAGUCCAGGCAAAGAAACUUAAGUUUUUUAUUAAAUUUCUUGGCUGUGGCAUUUAAUCAGCAUAUAUACUGAUGAUUGUCUCUCACAAAUCUGAAACAUUUAAGAUACUGUUCAACGAAUGAGAGAGGAACCAGAAGAGAUGCUAAGUUAAUUCACAAGAAGUUGAGUUGGCUCAUUGUCUUCUGAGGAUCAUGAUUUCGACCCUACAGCAGAAAUGCUAGUGCAUGAUUAUGACGAUGAGCGAACACUUGAAGAAGAGGAAAUGUUAGAGGGAGGGAAGAAUUUCACAUCUGAAAUUGAAGAUUUGGAAAGGGAGAGCAACAUGCCGCUCGAUGAUUUGCUGGUACUCUAUGGGUAUGAUCCUCCUGUUCCGGUGAUAGAAAAUGAAAAUCCAGGGAGUUCUCCAAGUGAGCUUGCUGAUGAAUUACCUGACAUGACUCUUGAUAAGGAGGAGAUAGCAAAAGACCUACUUUCAGGUGAUGAUGAAGAAACGCAGUCUUCUGCUGAUGACUUGACUCCAUCUGUCACUUCUCAUGAAACAACUGAUUUAUUUCCCCGACACUUGAGAUCGAGCACUGCCUUUGAUGGUGAUAAAGAAUCUGAAGAUGAAGAAGGACAGGACGAUUGUGUUCCUCCUGAAGAUUUGAAGAAGGAAAUAAUGGUGGGUUCAGAGUAUCAAGCUGAAAUUCCAUCUACUCUUUGCAAAUAUAAAGAUGGAGAUAAAGUCUAUGAAAAUGAAGACCAAUUACUUUGGACUCCCUAUUUGCUUCCUGAAAGUACAGUAAAGGAGUUCUUGCAUGAAGUAGCUAAGAGAUCUGCAGAUGAGAAAGGUGUUGGUGGUAUACCUGAAGGGACACAUGUAAGGGACAAUGAACAGGCACUCUAUGAACUUCUAAAAUGUAACUACGUUGUUAAAGAAGCACUUGGAAAUUAUCACUCAAACGUAAAGAUUGCACAAGAUGAUCGGUCGGCUUGGACAGAAGAGGAAUGCAGAAACUUUGAACUUGCCCUUCGACUUUAUGGCAAAGACUUUCACCUAAUACAAGCCAAUAAGGUCAAGAAUCGUUCUGUAGGGGAAUGUGUGGCUUUCUACUAUAUGUGGAAGAAGUCUGAAAGAUAUGACUACUUUGCCCAGCAAACUAGAUUUGGGAAGAAGAGGUACAAUCUUCAUCCUGGAGUUACGGAUUACAUGGAUCGCCUGGUAGAUGAGGCUGAGAUGGGAAUGUUAAGUCGAUCAAUACAUUCUCCAUCUAUUUGUUCUUCUGUCAGUAGACCUGAACCAAUAUCUGAUCAACAUAGUCUAAUGAGCUCCGGACAUGAGUUUUCUGCACUGACCAGCGUUAGUACAACAUGCAACGCUGCAGAUGUAAACUGCUUGGAUUCCUAUAAUUUUCCUCCAGUGGAGAGUUUACACACAAAGGGACCAACUACCCAUGUGCCUGCUUUAAUAGACGAGUCACUUGGUUUGCCUACAAAUGGUGACACAGACUGUCUAAAUUUAUUCGAGACUGGAUUCUACCAUUCUGAUUUAAACCAGAUAAGCAUGUGCAACAACGAAUCUGAAAGACCGGCAAAGAGAUUGAAAAUGGGGAUCUCUGUUCAAGAAUCUUUCAUCAAUGACGUUUCUGUAAAUAACCUGGAUGUGGAUUUUGAGAAUCACACACACAUCACUAGUGCCAAAAUGUCUGUUUCUGUUGCAGAUUUUAGCAACUUGCCUAGUAAUGAAGCAAAUGGCUUCAUUAAUCCCUGUGCACUACACCAGCAUACAGCUCUCCAAUCAGAGUGACUCCUCAAUUGGAACUUCUUUAUGAAAUGGUGGUAUGCAGUAACGUUGAGCUUGGUGGAUGAGCCAUCGAGAUUGUUCAGUCAUUCACUGGAAGUUUGAAUUUUUUUACUAUGACAUCAGUGAUGUCUUUUUACCUAUAGAACUUUAAUCUUGAUUUCUCAAGAGUUAAAUAGCCAUUUAUUUUCAAUCCCUAGUAACAUAGAAAUUUGAGAGAUUAUGUUCACAUAGCAGAGUUGGGGACUUAAAAUUGAACUUUAUGACACAGUCCUGAACUCUCAUGCUGUUGCAUCUCCUUUGUAGCCUGUAGAUUAAGGAACCAUUUCACCCCGAUGCCACCCUUGGGAAUCUGAAACAAUAGAAAUGGCUUCCAUGAAUGCGCACUACUGUCACAGUAGUGGGUAUAGAGGAAUACUAAUGUUUACAGGUACCUGGCCUUGUCCCUGGCUAAUGUAGCAUUUUGGAAGUGAACUGUGCACAUCAGUGCAAUGACCUGCAUGAACAGAGCCUUCUCAUCCAUUCACUUAAAACAGAGCACUUCAGUUUACGGUGCCAUGAGCGCAUCCUUUGGAAGAAAAUUGAUGGAUGAAGUACAAGUGGGAGGAAGCCUACAAACUUGCAAGUGUUGGGCAUGGCUGCCAUCUGUAAACGGGUUGGAACUACUGCCAGAUUUCUGUGCUUAGAAACUUUUCAAGCUUUUAUUGAUUAGAUUAAAUAUUGAAUUUUGUGAUAAUUGUAUAUUGGUUUUUUUAAAAAAAAGACUUUAAAGAUUGUAUUAUAGUGUAUCUCAAACUGCGCAGUGCAUUAUAUAUCUUAUGAGAUUUCCUGGGGCAGCUGAAAUCGUCUCGACACAACUUGGGACAUGCCACUUCUAAUCACAAUUCUGUUAGACAAUUAAGCCAUCUUGCAGCAGUUCAUUGUGUUUUGUAUCCUACAAUCUGUCCAUGCCUAACAGUGUAAUACAGUGAAACCUUGAACCAAACUGAAGCUAACUAUUUUGUAAUAUAUUUCAAAAUUUUAGUCUGCUGUAAACUUCACAAUUUCUCAAAGUAAAAGUUUGCAAUAAAGCAUUUGUUGGACUGAAACAAGAAAAUUGAAUUUUAGAUUAUAGUAACUAUUUGAUUAGGUGUACCUAGUAUCCAUUUUACACAGCAGGAAGUAAAAUGGUGCUUUUACCUGUAAAUUGUUGUUGAUUAUGAUCAAGUUCUGAUCAAGAAACUUUGGAAAUUCCCUACUUGGCUUAGUAUUAGAAAAUACUUAGAAUCCUGAAAGAUAAGUGUCCAUUGAACCUAUUUAUAGUAUGUUUAGUGUUAUGUAUUUCAUUUUGUAAUUUUUACAUUAUGUUCAUUGCUUUGCUUCCUAGUUUCUAAUUGACGAUAUAGGUCAUUAAUAUUUGAAUUUAAAUUUCAUUGUUGGGCAUCUGCUAACAAUGUAGUUAUUAGGCCCUGCUGAGGAUUUAUUCUUACAUUAUUGCUAUUUUAAAAUUACAAGAUCUUACUAUACUACAUUUGAGAAAGAUUUUUAUUGUUUUUGCAAGUGAUUUGAAAGUGUGAAGAAGAUUAAUUUGCUGGGAUACACAACAUGAUGAACUGCUUUUGUAUACUGUAAAUAUUUACAUUCUGUCUGGAGAAUCUAUCUUCACCCUUGCCCCCAUAUUUGCACAAUCCCUUAAAAUUCAGUGCAGAAUUUUUACACAAAUACUGCCAUUUUAAAUGCGCAAGAGUGAAUACUGUGGUUUGAGAGACUGAGUUGAUUUACUAUGUAGAUGAGUAUGACUGUACAGCCAUACUAUGAUCUUUCAGUUUUUAAUACAGGAAUCUUGUAUGGUAGACGAAGCUUUAGGUUCUGAGACAGUACAGAGUGGCAUAAAGGUACAAGACACAGAAGUAACGGGUAGCCUUGGCUCUUGCCAGUAUUGCGUGGAAUUGUGAUUCAUGUCAUCAGCUUGUAGCUUGUGUUUAUGUGCUGAUCUAUGCAUUUGUCUUCUGUGGGAUUUUUCUUUCUAAUGUUAACUGAACCCAGUCCUGUACUUGUGGAAAUGCUAUACAUAUCCCUUCAUUUAUGUAUUUGAGCGUGAUUGGAUUUGCAAAGGCUAGUCUGUAGUAAUGUUCACACAGAUUUGACUGAUCACUUGCAUCAGUUGCACUUUUUGAAAUUUUAAAACCAUUCCUAGUGCAUUAUAAAUACAGAAAUUAACUAUGCAUUCAGACUUUGUAAGGUUCCCUUGGCAAACAGUAGUGUGUGAUUUUUAUUACAGGGUUUAAUUUAAAAUUUCCUAUAACUGAUUUGCUUGUGAUUUAAAAAAAAUAAAAUCCUUAUUGGUAUGUAUUCUCUUGCCAGUUACAUUGAUUAACUCUUCUGACUGAAUAAUAGUUUAUUUAAAAGCAUUUAGUCUGAAAUUUAAACUGUUUAACCUUUUGUUUGGGAUUAGUGUUAUUUACUUGAUACAAUGUUGAAAUAUUUUGAAAUGUGUUUGGCGUGUAGAAAAAAUGCUCUUCAUCUUGCACGCUAAACAAAGAUUGAAAUAUGUAUGAUACUCAACCAAAACUUAAACCAAAUUCUUAAUGGGAACUGAUAUUUUAGAAUUUUGUAAAUUUCCUUUUUUAUGUUCAUAUUAAACAGGGCAAUAAUUUGAGAGAAUGUAAUUAUGUAGAAUUUAUGCAUCUAGUAAACUACUUUUCCUAAGUUUAAGUUUAAAGUGUCAUGAAAUGAUGCUUGCUUCUUUCUAAAUGAGAAUCUCAUCAUUUAACCACUGGGAUUUAGAAGAUUUGCUGUGUAUUGUCAAGCUAUGUUGACUGCUGGCCAAAGAUGAUUGUCUUUCCUUUCCAUUUUGAAAAGUCUGUUCAUAUACUAAUACAUUUAGAACUGUAACUGGUGCUGUGGUGAAUAUGGCAAUACUUCACCAAAACAGAGACAAUGUUUUCUCACUAGUCUAAAUGAUUAGUUUCCUAAUAUAAACUGAUCCAUUUACUUGAAGGUUUUACUUGUUUGAUGGCUGAAGAAUAUUAAGAAUAAUUAGGUCAUUUAAAAUACUGCAGGUUUUUCUUCUUGGCUGAAGAUAAAUAUCUGUAGUGAAAAACAUCUCCCAAUUGUUGAAUUUAAUUAUACUUUAUCCAAAGUCUGUAGUAUGAAUUGAAAUUGCUUAUUGAAGGUAAAAUAGUGAUAAGUUGAACUAACUGUAAUUGUAUACAGAAAUUUGAAAAGUUGAAACAUUGCAGAAGAGGGAGUUUGUACAAUGUUUGUGAAGAAUUAAAGCAAUGUGGUAUUGAUGAUCAAUAUAGACAUGCUACUUAAAAUGCUUCUAAUAAAAGUACUAGCAAUACUGUCCUGAAGAAUUGGUGCUACAGCUCCUCUUCAACUGUACUGUUGCAGUUAGUAAUAGAGCUGCCAGUGGGGGGAAAAAAAUGGGUUAAUUGGUGACAAUCAAGACAGCAUUCAGUUUUGAAGAUAUACAAGAGGAAAGCUCUAACGUUGUGUUUCGUUUUAAUAUUUGUAUAUAAAUACUGAAGGUUUUUGUUCAGCAUUAUUUUGUACUUCUGUUGUACCUUGAUGUGUGGUGUACACCAUUCCAGAAAUAAAAAGUCUGGAAGUCUCAUCUUUAUUUUGAUUAAGUAUAACUUUUAAAGUUGAUGUGAAAGUACAUUGUUCUUGAAUUCACCCAGGGCACAAGAUAUUAUGCCCUAAACCAUCUAUACAAAGCCCAGUGAAAAAUUUGCAACACUCAAAUACUAUUCGGGAAAGACCACCCCCCCCCAUGUGAUUGUUAACAAUUGUUUCUGAUCUGUGUAAACGCACAACAGAAAAAUAUGCCUGAUCUAUCUGAAAAUAGGAAAUUCUAUUGAGCACUAAAGUUCACUCAUAUAUUCCAAGGUGGCAGAUGCCUAUGAGGACAAAGAGUUUCAUUGGAAUUGAGUAUCUUAUUUCCUGAGCAGGGAGAUUCAACAUUUUACUUUUAUAGUCAGUU
Messenger RNA from Pristis pectinata (smalltooth sawfish), 5830 nucleotides. Its product is annotated as mesoderm induction early response protein 3-like. Lineage: Eukaryota; Metazoa; Chordata; Chondrichthyes; Rhinopristiformes; Pristidae. Gene Ontology annotation, molecular function: histone deacetylase binding; transcription corepressor activity. Gene Ontology annotation, cellular component: nucleoplasm. The transcript is spliced from 14 exons. The coding region runs from base 298 to 1869 and encodes 523 amino acids. The record is from RefSeq and is a predicted model, not a curated record. Gene Ontology annotation, biological process: negative regulation of transcription by RNA polymerase II.